AGUUAGCCGUCGCCGUCGGCAGUCGUCUCCUGCGUCUGGCAGCCGAGCGAGCCACCUGUCUGCCGCGUCGGUCUUUCGAGACUCCGAAAGCUUUUGAGACCCAGCCAUGUCCCGCACCGGAGGCACCCAGGGCCUGCCGUCCCGAGGCCCACCUCGAGGUCCACCCGCCGUCCCCCCGCCGCUGCCCGCCCACGCCCGCCAGCCCCAGAAAGGCCGCGCUCACCUUUAUGAUUCUGAUUCAGCACCCUCUGCUCCUCCUCUGGAGGCUAUGGAUCAAGUGUCUGGAUAUGAAAGUAUAUCAUUUGAUGCAGUAAACAUUCCUCCUCCACCUGGAAGCCAAACUUGUAAAACAGCAGCUGACAAAACUGAACAACCAUUACCUUUUGAUGAAGAAAGGGUGACUGAGAAACAAGCUCGUUCUGCCUUAAUGGCUUUUGCAAAGAAGCAUUUUUGUUAUGGAACAGCAGUGCCCAAAGAUAUGGCUGUGACACUGCUGAAGUAUUCUUCAGCAUUUCAUUAUGAAUUGGAAACUUUCACUGAAAAGAGGGAGACAUCUUGGACCUAUGCCCCAUACCAUGGAGGAGUAAUUGAUGGACCAGAAAAUGGAUCUGCUCCUUUGCCAUGGAGCAUUGAAGUAACACCUACCAAUCCCUUUGAAGAUGAAAUAAAAGUUGUGCAAGUGCCUCACACUGCUUCAGUGAAAACCUGUCAUCGUUGUCACGCUGCAGGAAAUUUGCCUUGUAAUGAAUGCAAUUCUAAAGGAUGGGUUCGUUGCAUCUCAUGCAAUGGGAGUUCAUACAACACUGAUGCAUCUGGAAAUAAAGAACGCUGCUUCUAUUGCUAUACUACAACAUAUGGUCGUGGGCGUCAAGACUGUUGCAAAUGUGACACAACUGGAAAAUUAAAUUGCCCUACAUGUGAUGGCACUGGCCAUCUUUUGUGCUACAUUCAGUUGACUGUUACUUGGAAAGUGAAUUCUUCAGAGCAUCUUGUAGAUUGUGAUGCUGUCCCAGAAGCUCUUAUUCGUGGUGCUUCAGGAAAAGUUGCAUUUGAUCAUGAAGGUGAAGCUAUUGCUCCAAUCAAGCACUUUCCAGAUGAAACUAUAAAUAUGGCAUCUGCACAGCUUCUUCAACAGCACAAAAGGAUGUUCAAAGAUCAACAUGUUUUAUCUCAGCGUCAUCAAGUUCGCAUUAUUCCAGUUACCACUGUGAGGUAUGAAUGGAAAUACCAUCGUGGCUUUUAUUAUAUAUAUGGUGAAGAGCACAAGGUAUUUUGUCCCGAUUACCCACAAAAGUGUUGCUGUGGUUGUUCUUUGAUGUAACUUGCCAGGGUGUGAUUCAAAUAUUCUAAAAAUAUGAAUUCAUAUUUUGAAGCUAAAUGGAAUUGUGCAGUGAGCAGUUUGAUACAUUUUUUUUGUUCAGUCAUAUUGUUUUUUAUAAAUUCAAGUUAUUUCUAAAAAUGAUCUGUUUACUCCUUAUUAAAUUCUUUUUUAAAUAAUUUCAUUGGUAUACAAUCAAAUUGCCUAAAUUUUGGAAUGACAACUCAAAAUCGUUGUAUUUUUUUAAGAAGAAAAACUGUAAAUAAUUUAAUUAGAUUCAAAGAUAUAAAAAAUAGUAUUCUUUAAACAUUUGAUGAGGAUCUGUUGAAUUUAAAUCUGUUGAACAAUCAUAAUAUUUCAAAAUAUCCAGUACAUUUAUAUGCAAAUUUAUAUGAUCUUCAUUGUUACAUAUUAAUAAACAUUUGCUGAAUCAUUACAACUAUAUAUGAAUGUUAAGCAAUUUUAGCUCCUCAAUUCUUUUCCAAAUUACAUAGGCAUUUUUGUAAUUAUUUAAUUUAUUCUUAAUGCAUCAUAUAAACUGGAGAGUUCUACAUAUAACUUGAAUUUUUCCUCUGAUGAGAGUGUCUUAAAUCAAAAUAUAAUUGUGAAUUAAAAAUCAAAUAUAAAAAGUUAUCAUUUAAUUUUGUUUUUUUAAUUUUAAUCUUUCAUUUCAUCUGGGGACUUGGUAGUAAAAAAAAAAAUUUUUAAUUCACUCACGAUUAUUUUGUAUCUUUGCUCGUAUUGCUCAAUUCCAUCCAUCAUUUAAGGUGCAGCUUUAAUAGACUCAAUAAAAGUACAAAAGAUGUUUCUGAAAGUUUUGUCAUAAUGUUGAUAUAUUUAACGUCAAAACAAAUAAUUUUAAUGUAAGCAGUGCCUUUUGACUUGUUGAAAUAAUAGAGUAUCAAAAUGAAUCAUGAUUGUUUUUAAGUGGCGAGAAGGACGUGAACAAAUAUUAUUUGUUGUAUUGCAUAGUGGUGCUGUAGUACGCCAAUUAUUGUCAUUGAACACUGGCAGUCUAGAAGUUUGAUAAUACCUAGAAUGACAAAAUUAGUUCAAUGUAAUAUAUUAAUUAAAUGGAAAAAAAUUAGAGAUAUAAUCACUGUAUAAGGUUAUAUUGAUUGAUAUAUAAAAAUGCUUAUAAUGUUUGUUACAAAAGUAAGAAAUAUUCCCUGGUGUUAUGAAUGUUUUUGUUAUAUCUGGUCUGUUUAUAUCAUGGUAAGUUGAGGAAAAAUUUUCUCAGGGCAGAACAAUGUCAAACUGCUCAUUACCAGGAGGACAGUAUUGAAUAAGCUGGGAUGGAUAAUGAGAACAUGAAAAGAAAAGGAAUUGGGAGAGGUACAAACAACAUAAUUUAGUGUUUCUUUUUGAUUUCAUAUAAGUGAUAAAUCAGCUUUCAAUUCCUGAUGCAUUUCAAUAAAUGUAACUGAAAAUACUAGUUACAUUUAAAUUUUAAAUAAUUAAAAAACAUAUGUGAUUACAUUUGGAAAGAAAAUUGUUAUAAAACUUCCAAUUAAUGUGCAAUAUGAAGAACAAAAGACUAAAAAUAUUUUAUUCUUUGGCCAAUACCUAUUAAUGUGGUGCUUUAUUCAUUUUGAUGCAACACUGUAUGAAGACAUGAAAUGAAAACUCUUAGUCUUGUAUUAUCAUUUAUUUUAUAUUUUUAAUUUUUUUAAUGAAAAUUUAGAAGUUUUGAGACGUGUUUGUGCUGAAACAAAUGUAAAUGCAAAUAGCUAUAAUUUUGUGAUAUUCUGAAGGAAAAUUAAGAGAUUUAAUUUGUGAAAGAAUGAUGAUUAAAUUGGAUUUCUUUGUUUGAAAUAUAUCCAAAUUUAAGUUUUCAUAUAAAUGAAAACAUUUGCAAUGCCUACAUUUAUCUUUGAUGAGGCUCUCCCAAUUUGAAAGCUGAUCAUCCUUAUUAUCAGUUAAUUUUGCAUUGAAUUUUUGUAUGCAUUAGAUAUCAUAUUAGAUAAAUGGUAAUAUCUUUUUGAGUGAGGGUGAUCUGUAGUUGUAGACUUGCAUAUAUCUCUUAGAAUUGUUAUGAAGACUUUGAAAUUGCUUUUGGGUUUUUCACUUUUUUGCCAUACAAAAUAAUAUCAGUACCAAAUGAUAUAAUGAUAACAAUAUACCCGUGCCAUAUUUGUUAGGUAUAUUUUAUAGUUAUGUUGAGUUUUUUUCUUUGCCUUUUGAGACAUUUUAAGUACAAGGCAGGUUCUAACACUAAGAAGUAUGUUGAAUUGCUACUUCAUUUAUAUGUGCCAUUCUAUAGAAUCCUGGUUCACAUUCCCUCCAAAAGCAUUUUCUGAAGAGUGUCUUGUAUAAAUUCUUAUAUUUGACACCUUCUAAAUUGCAUUUACUUAUGCUUAAAGUCUUACUUAGAGUAGUCAUUUCACUUUCCUAUUUUUGUUCUAUGCUAAAAAUACUUUCUGUUCUACAGUUGAUAUUAAGUGUAUUGGAAUGGGAAAGAUGAAAAAAUAUAGAAACAAAAAUAAAAAUUACAAAAGCAAAAACACUCAAAAACAAAAUAGGAAAAAAAUACUCUUGCUGUUUCUAGUUAUAUUGUAAAUGGCAGCUCAUAUCUUACUCAUUUCAGAAUUUUCAGUGCUGGCUCCCAAGAGGAGUCAGGAAUUUCUGUUCUAACUUAUGGUUCAAAUAUGUACUAACACCAAUACCUACACUUGUGAAUCUUAUAUUUAAAAAUUUCUUCAAGGUGUGUGGGCCAAAAUCUAGAAGAAUAAGAAAAAUUAUUACAUCACAUGGAGAAAUUGUCUCUAUUCCAAUGUGUUUCAAAAUGUUAAAUUUACUUUAAUUAGAAUCUACGUUCAUUGUGAAGUUAAAUUGGUUGCAAGAUGUUAAUUGAAAUAAUUUGUGUUCAGAAAUUAAUAUUCCAGAAAUUUUAUGGUAAAAAUUAACUCAGAAAGGGAAAAAAUAAUAAUUUAUAGCAUUCUACAAAUUGUGUGUAUUGGUGAUCUAUGUGCUCGAGGCUUGAAUUGGUGCAGGUGGUCAGUUGAACCACAGUAUAGGUAGAUAGUGUUUUUCUUUUAUGUUAUUCAUUUACUUUAUAUUCAGUUAUGUAUAAUCAUCUAGGCAGCAAACUCAGCUCCUAGAUAAUUCCAACUUGUGUUUAAAUUUAGGAAAUUAAUGAUAAUUGUGUUAAUGUAUUUGUAUGUAUGUGUGUGCAUAAAUAUAUUUUCCUGAAUUUUCAACUUACAUUUUGGAUAGCAAUUUUUAUCUUGCAAAACUGUCUUGAUCUAAACUUUUAUUAGUCUUAUUUUUCAUUUCACAUCUAAUAUUUGUGCAUUUGUUGAUAUCUACAUCUGAAAUUGAUGUCAACUCUGAAAAACUGGCUUGUUGCUUUUCCAAAAUUUAGUUUCUUUGGUAUUUUGUAUAUCAUUAAAAUCUAAAAUUUGAGAAUUGUAAAUAUAACAUCUAAAAUGCUAUUGAUGUAUUGUUUUUUUAAAAAUCUUGUUAAAAGCAAUCUAAUAUUAGUAUUUAUUAACA
Gryllus bimaculatus (two-spotted cricket) is the source of this 4813-nucleotide messenger RNA. The record is from the annotation of a GenBank genome assembly. Lineage: Eukaryota; Metazoa; Arthropoda; Insecta; Orthoptera; Gryllidae.